AUGUUCUUAUUGAUUGUACUUCUAUAUCUUGAUGUAAUUUACUCAUUAUCCAAUGAAACAGAAAUAACCACGACUAUGUCAUUACCAAAUGAAGCUGAAGUAACCACAACUACGUCAUUAUCAAAUGAAGCUGAAGUAACCAAGUCUACGUCAUUAUCAAAUGAAGCUGAAGUAACCACGACUAAGUCAUUAUCAAGUGAAGCUGAAGUAACCAAGUCUACAUCAUCAUCAUCAAAUGAAACAGAAGUAACCACAACUACGUCAAUAACUCAAGGAUCAAAAACUACUAUUUCAUCAAAGAAUUCAACAAAACAUCAUGAUGAUGAUGAUGAUCAUGACGAUGAUGGUACUGAUGAUCAUGGCGAUAACGAUGAUGAUGAUGAUGAUAAUGAUGCUAGAAACUCUACAAGUGUUGUUAAGAGUUAUGAUCAAGAAAAGAUAAUACCUAAGAAGAUAAAUAAACUUGGUGAAUCUGAAGAGACGAUUCCACCAAAGUAUAGACAUACCAAUAAAACUGGUCACAAUAAAAUAGGAAGAAAGAAAAAGUUCUAAUGGACUAUCAGAAAUGAUAAACUCUUCAAUAGAUGAUUACAUAAUUAAUGAAAAGGAUAUCAUGGUAAACACUAGUAAACAAGUUUAUUACUCUAUUUGUUUGAUAUUUUGCUUACAAUCAUAUUCAAUAUAAACAAACUAAAUAAAUCUUUGUGUUGUUUACUUGUAUCUUCUCAUUGUUAAUUAGGACUGCAGUUGAUC
Messenger RNA from Schistosoma rodhaini, 753 nucleotides. The record is from the annotation of a GenBank genome assembly. Lineage: Eukaryota; Metazoa; Platyhelminthes; Trematoda; Strigeidida; Schistosomatidae.